UGCUUCUGUAUAUAAAGAUAUGUCUAAGCAUCGACUAAGGCUGCAAUGAAAACAUGGCUGCCAUCCGAGUCCUCUCUACAGAUACAAUAAAGGCACCAAAUUCAACUGAUGAAAAAAUUGAUCUUACUCCAUGGGAUCUCAAGGUUCUACUUGUUGAACCCACCCAUAAGGGUCUCCUUUACCACCAUCCUCUAGAGUCAAACCAAAUUCCACAGCUAAAACAAUCUCUAUCAUCUACUCUUGCUUUUUUCCCACUACUUGCAGGCCGUCUAGAAAUAACAGACCAUGAAGACAACACCAUGUCGUGUUCGGUCACGUGCAACAAUGCCGGUGUACUCUUUGUCCAUGCUACAACUGAGAACACUUGUGUAGGUGACAUACUUGGAUGCACCUAUAUUCCUCCCAUUCUCAAUUCAUUUUAUCCACUGAACGGAAUCAAAAACUACGAAGGCACAUCACAACCAUUGUUUGCCGUGCAAGUGACAGAGUUAGUUGACGGCAUCUUUAUUGGUUUUACUUUUAACCAUGUGGUUGUUGAUGGAACUUCGGCAUGGUAUUUCAUUAAUUCGUGGGCUGAAAUCUCACGUGGUGGUUGUUGCAAUCAAACAUCCAAACUCUCAACACUUGAACGUUGGUUUCCAGAUGGUAUUCAAUGUCCCAUACGAUUUCCCUUCACUAAGAAGCUACAAAAUAACCAAUCUGAUGGGUUGAGUUUUUCAUCAUCUAAUAACGAAAAACUAAAUAACGAAAAACUCAACCCAUCAGUUAGGUUAUUUCAUUUCACAAAGGAGAAAAUCUCUCAAUUGAAAUUGAAAGCCAACUUAGAAACGGGUACGAACAAAAUAUCUUCCCUUCAAGCACUUUUUGCACACCUUUGGUGCUCAGUGAUCCGUUCCGACCAAUUAGACCCACAAGAGAACGCAUAUUUUAUGGUCGGGAUAGGAGUUAGACAAAGGUUUGUUCCACCAUUGCCGGAAGAUUAUUUUGGAAAUGCUGUUGUAGCUUCUAUGGUUGCAAUGAAAGUUGGGGAGUUGUUGGAAGAAGGCGGGUUUGGUAAAUGUGCUUGGAAGAUGCACGAAACGAUUUGUUUGCACUCAAAUGAGAAGUUGAAGAAUGACUAUGAGAAUUGGGUGAGAAAUCCAAUCAUCUAUAGACUUGGUGAUAGUAACGUUGCCGAUUAUCAUGUGUUGGCUAGUAGCAGUUCCCAGUGGUUUGAUGUUUAUGGCAAUAAUUUUGGAUGGGGAAAACCAGUGGCAGUUCGCAGUGGAAAUAAACAAAGUGGACUGUUUGCUGUAUUUGCUGGAAUAGAAGAAGGUAGUAUGGACCUUCAAGUAUGUCUUCCUCACAAGAUUUUGGAGGCAAUGGGAAAUGAUCCUGUUUUCAUGAACUUUGUAUCCAAUUAACGUGGGUUUAAAAUUUGCAAAAUUGGUUUGGUACUAUUUUAGUUCAUAUUCUUGAAUUUGUGUGUUGUAAUCCAUAAUAAAUUAACGAUGUUCUAGUCUUUCUUUUGUUAAAUAAAACUUUUUUCGGGGAAAACGCUAUUGAUUAUGUUGCUUAUGUA
Molecule: messenger RNA, 1561 nt
Organism: Medicago truncatula (barrel medic)
Lineage: Eukaryota; Viridiplantae; Streptophyta; Magnoliopsida; Fabales; Fabaceae
Exons: 1
Coding region: 54-1403 (449 amino acids)
Source: RefSeq, a predicted model, not a curated record